UGCUGAGACUUCACCACGUGGUGAUGAGGAGACGUCACCACGUGGUGAUGAGGAGACGUCACCACGUGGUGCUGAGACGUCACCACGUGGUGCUGAGACGUCACCACAUGGUGAUGAGGAGUCUUCACCACGUGGUGCUGAGACGUCACCACGUGGUGAUGAUGAGACGUCACCACGUGGUGCUGAGACGUCACCACAUGGUGAUGAGGAGUCUUCACCACGUGGUGCUGAGACUUCACCACGUGAUGAGACUUCACCACGUGGUGCUGAGACGUCACCACGUGAUGCUGAGACGUCACCACGUGAUGCUGAGACGUCACCACGUGAUGCUGAGACUUCACCACGUGAUGAGUCUUCACCACGUGGUGUUGAGACUUCACCACGUGAUGCUGAGACGUCACCACGUGACGAUGAGACUUCACCACGUGAUGCUGAGACGUCACCACGUGAUGCUGAGACGUCACCACGUGAUGCUGAGACGUCACCACGUGAUGCUGAGACGUCACCACGUGACGAUGAGACUUCACCACGUGAUGCUGAGACGUCACCACGUGACGAUGAGACUUCACCACGUGAUGCUGAGACGUCACCACGUGAUGCUGAGACGUCACCACGUGAUGCUGAGACUCCACCACGUGACGAUGGGGUGGAGUCGAUCUUGUGCAGCACGCAACUCACGGGUGAUGAUGGUGAUGAUGGUGGUGGUGGUGGUGAUGGUGGUGAUGGUGGACACGAGCAGAGAGUGAUGCCCGUGGCGCUGUUCCUACUGCCUGCCUGCCGCCUGAUGGUCGUGCUAAGGGGCGGCGGUGGUGGUGGUGGUGGUGGCGGUGGUGAUGGUGGUGGCGGUGGUGGUGGUGGCGGUGGUGGUGGUGGUGGUGGUGGCACCACUGAAGCACCACCCACCAUGACGAAGCCACAACCAGCGGAGUUCUACUGGGAACUCGACGAGCUGUGUGACGGCCUAUGGCACACCUACACGCUGAGCGUGCUGUGGCCGGCCGUGUCGCUGUUCGUGGACGGGGCGCCGGUCGACCCCUACCAGGUGUCGGACGAGUGGCCCUCAACCAGCAACAACAACAACCACAACAACAACAACCACAACCACAACAACAACAUCGCAGUCGCAGUCGGGGGCUGCAUUACAGGUGGUAAUGUGACUAGGAACAGGAAUGGAUCGACCCAUACAGAGCCUCUCACCUCUCACCACCUACGUGACACCGAGCUGACCCGCGUCAUCCUGCGCGCUGGAGCGACUGACAGCCGGCGUCUGAUUGGCUGUGCCCAGCGCUGCCUCGAGUAUCUGGAGCUGGAGGCCUUCACCACCUCGCUUAGCCAGGGCAUGAAGGUACUGAUCCUACUAAAGUACUAUAGUACUACUACUACUACUAUAGUACUAGUACUAUAGUAGUAGUAGUAGUCUGAUUGGCUGUGCCCAGCGCUGCCUCGAGUAUCUGGAGCUGGAGGCCUUCACCACCUCGCUCAGCCAGGGCAUGAAGGUACUGAUCCUACUAAAGUACUAUAGUACUACUACUAUAGUACUAGUACUAUAGUAGUAGUAGUCUGAUUGGCUGUGCCCAGCGCUGUUUGGAGUAUCUGGAGCUAGAGGCCUUCACCACCUCGCUUAGCCAGGGCAUGAUGGUACUGAUCCUACUAAAGUACUAUAGUACUACUACUAUAGUACUAGUACUAUAGUAGUAGUAGUAGUCUGAUUGGCUGUGCCCAGCGCUGCCUCGAGUAUCUGGAGCUGGAGGCCUUCACCACCUCGCUUAGCCAGGGCAUGAAGGUACAUGUGAGUGCCUCCCAGCUCUCCGUGACCCUACAGGAUGACCUAGGAGACCCUGAGACUAUAGUACUACUAUAGUACUACUGCUAUAGUACUGGUACUAUAGUAGUAGUACUGGUACUAUAACCACCGUGUGUCUCCCACAGGUACACGUGAGUGCGUCCCAGCUCUCCGUGACCCUACAGGAUGACCUAAGAGACCCUGAGACUAUAGUACUACUAUAGUACUGCUACUAUAGUACUGGUACUAUAGUAGUAGUACUGGUACUAUAACCACCGUGUGUCUCCCACAGGUACAUGUGAGUGCGUCCCAGCUCUCCGUGACCCUACAGGAUGACCUAGGAGACCCUGAGACUAUAGUACUACUAUAGUACUACUACUAUAGUACUGGUACUAUAGUAGUAGUACUGGUACUAUAACCACUCUCUGUCUCCCACAGGUACACGUGAGUGCGUCCCAGCUCUCCGUGACCCUACAGGAUGACCUAGGAGACUCUGAGACUAUAGUACUACUAUAGUACUACUACUAUAGUACUGGUACUAUAGUAGUAGUACUGGUACUAUAACCACUCUCUGUCUCCCACAGGUACACGUGAGUGCGUCCCAGCUCUCCGUGACCCUACAGGAUGACCUAGGAGACCCUGAGACUAUAGUACUACUAUAGUACUACUACUAUAGUACUGGUACUAUAGUAGUAGUACUGGUACUAUAACCACCGUGUGUCUCCCACAGGUACAUGUGAGUGCCUCCCAGCUCUCCGUGACCCUACAGGAUGACCUAGGAGACCCAGAGACUAUAGUACUACUAUAGUACUGGUACUAUAGUACUGGUACUAUAGUAGUACUGGUACUAUAACCACUCUCUGUCUCCCACAGGUACAUGUGAGUGCGUCCCAGCUCUCCGUGACCCUACAGGAUGACCUAGGAGACCCUGAGACUAUAGUACUACUACUAUAGUACUGGUACUAUAGUAGUAGUACUGGUACUAUAACCACCGUGUGUCUCCCACAGGUACAUGUGAGUGCCUCCCAGCUCUCCGUGACCCUACAGGAUGACCUAGGAGACCCUGAGACUAUAGUACUACUAUAGUACUGGUACUAUAGUAGUAGUACUGGUACUAUAACCACCGUGUGUCUCCCACAGGUACACGUGAGUGCGUCUCAGAUCUCCGUGACCCUACAGGAUGACCUAGGAGACCCUGAGACUAUAGUACUACUAUAGUACUACUAUAGUACUACUAUAGUACUGGUACUAUAACCACUCUCUGUCUCCCACAGGUACACGUGAGUGCGUCCCAGCUCUCCGUGACCCUACAGGAUGACCUAGGAGACCCUGAGACUAUAGUACUACUAUAGUACUACUAUAGUACUGGUACUAUUACCACCGUGUGUCUCCCACAGGUACAUGUGAGUGCCUCCCAGCUCUCCGUGACCCUACAGGAUGACCUAGGAGACCCUGAGACUAUAGUACUACUAUAGUACUACUACUAUAGUACUGGUACUAUAGUAGUAGUACUGGUACUAUAACCACCGUGUGUCUCCCACAGGUACACGUGAGUGCGUCCCAGCUCUCCGUGACCCUACAGGAUGACCUAGGAGACCCUGAGACUAUAGUACUACUACUAUAGUACUGGUACUAUAGUAGUAGUACUGGUACUAUAACCACCGUGUGUCUCCCACAGGUACAUGUGAGUGCCUCCCAGCUCUCCGUGACCCUACAGGAUGACCUAGGAGACCCAGAGACUAUAGUACUACUAUAGUACUACUACUAUAGUACUGGUACUAUAGUAGUAGUACUGGUACUAU
Molecule: messenger RNA, 3585 nt
Organism: Petromyzon marinus (sea lamprey)
Lineage: Eukaryota; Metazoa; Chordata; Hyperoartia; Petromyzontiformes; Petromyzontidae
Source: RefSeq, a predicted model, not a curated record